Messenger RNA from Klebsormidium nitens, 1903 nucleotides. The record is from the annotation of a GenBank genome assembly. NCBI's taxonomy places the organism in Eukaryota, Viridiplantae, Streptophyta, Klebsormidiophyceae, Klebsormidiales, Klebsormidiaceae.
AGGCCGCCUGGGACCAGAGGGUAAAGGACGACUCCUUUGCCGCGAGGGUGAAUCAGACCAUCCUGAAGGCUGCUCUAAGAAAUGAAAUAACCGGGGGGCCAACCGCUGAGAAUGCAAGAAGGGAUGCCUCAGGGCACCAGGGAGAGGCCCUGUUGUCGCUGCCGCUGCCAGCCCCCCGGUGGGAACAGCCCCCUUCUCCAGCUGCCGCACAGCUCAACGGGGCCUGCGAGAUUAGCUCUGCCUUAGGAAGCCAUGCCACGUGUCAGCCUGACGUCAGCCGGGAGCCAAGCGGGAAUGAGGCCGAGAUCCAGCUGCCUGUCAGCAGGUUCGAGGGGCUACAGGCGUCAACUGGGCAGGGCAGGUCUAACCCCCCACUGACGAUGCGCGCUAUUAACCGACCGCACACCGCUCGGCCAAGCAGUAAGGGCUCCAAGCCUGGAGGGAGCACCGGUGUCAUGGCUGCCCGGGCUGGUCACCUUACGGACAGGGUCCACGUUAUGGACCGAACAGCUGGAGCUCGCCCUGAGAGAACUCCCUCUUCCAAGGUUGUGAAUAAAAAAGAGGCGUGGGGCGAGAGACAGGGGGGCGCUCAGUCCCUCUCAAUCAAAGGAUCUACUCCUAGGGGAAUGCAAGGAGUUUCGCGCCCAGUCAGCGGCUCAUUGGGGCGGUCAAAGCUGACCCUCGACUUGACCAGCGUGAGGGUUACGGCCGGGAGUGCAACGCCCACGUACCGAACGUUCCGCAUGCCACGGUCGCCAGCUGUCCGAGCGGCAGCCAAUGUCCGGACGCCACCUGGCAAAGCGGCCCUCCAGCAGACGGCUUCCGUGCAAAUUCUGUGCCUCGAGACUCCUCGUCCGGAUGCAGAACCAGUCUCCUCGCCGCCAGUGGGGCCUGGUGGGUCGGAGCCCAGUUCUGAAGCAGCUGUCGAGGCUGCCCCCGGGACAGAGAGUGCGGCUGUCAGGCAGGAGGCAGCGCCUCCCGCCUUCAAGGAAGAGGUGCCAACGGAAGUUUUGGCGGCCCGGGCGCGGCUCGAGAAGGUCCAGGAGGACGUGGUAAAAUAUCCGCUCAUGGCGAGGGUGCGGAAGAGCCGGAAGCCGGCGGGGAAGCAGCCCAGCCAGCCUGGGGCGCAGAUGAUUCCGGCCCGGAACUCCGCCGGGCAGAUCGUCGGCGAGGUGGAGAUUCCGGCGGACAUUGUCAACGGAGAAAACCGCGCGGCAGCCGUUCCUAUGGUUCUGGACCGGAACGCCUGGAAGGGCGCCCGGUUGACGGGCCCCGAGGAGGAGAAGGCGCGGCAAGAAAUGAGGCGCGCGUCGCUGCAGCUGUGGCGGAACGCGAACGGGGGCUACGUGGUGCCCAGCAAGCCGAUCGUGAGCGACUACCGGGACCAGAUGCGGUGGAGGCCGGAGGAGCAGGACCAACUGGACGACACUUACCACAGCCAUAAGUCCGCAUUCAAGGAGCUCAUUGAGAUGGAGCUUUUGUACCGGCAGAGGAUAGCCCUCGCAAAGAGGGACAUGUAAAUUGACUAGGACGGCAUCCAUUGGGAUGUCGUUGGGUUGAUUGCAUAUUAGAGAUCAGUAGGGGCGUUGCGUUGGCAGCUGGAACGCGCGACCAGUGGUGUGGCAUCAAUUACGUGCAUAGGGAUGCCCUAGUAAGGAGAUACUUCAGCGGGCGUACUUUGCAUUUAUGCGGCAAAGGUGCAUAGGAGCACAGGAAAAGGAGGGAAACGGACUUAGCGACCAGCUUAGGGCAACUAAGUAAAUGCGGAGAGUUCUGACCCCACGAUGUGUCAGUGGCCCGGCCUUGCACGCAAUACAUGAGAAUUAGCACAUGUAUGCAAGGCAAUCCAGCACUUGUCCUGCGUGCAGAAAGAGGAGUAAAUAUGAAGCCACUCGUUGUCCGG